AUGAAUUCUUUGCUGCUUAAUCCUUGCUGGAAAUAUUAUAUAUGCAUCAGCAUACUAUUUGCAAUCCGUAAGAAUGACGAUUUUAAUCAAUUAUGUAAAUGAUGGCAAUUGAAAAGUUUAUGAAAAUUUGGGAAACAAAUGUUUAACUAUCAGCAUGUAGCUGGAAAAUUGGUACCUAUUGGCUGUUUUGGGAUUCUUAUGUGCAUAAUAGGAAAUGCGAUUGCUUGACCAUUAUGGGGAUCAAUCGGAAGUAUUUUAUUACUCACAAUCUUUUUUAAGCAUUGGAGAUAA
Blepharisma stoltei is the source of this 291-nucleotide messenger RNA. NCBI's taxonomy places the organism in Eukaryota, Ciliophora, Heterotrichea, Heterotrichida, Blepharismidae. The record is from the annotation of a GenBank genome assembly.